AUGAAGGGGGACGCCGGCCUCAUCGGCUGUCUCGUUGACAGAGUCGCCACUCGACUCCCACGUUCGACGGGAACUUGUGGCCCGGAGCUCGACAACGACGACAUCCUGCGAACAACACGCGAGACCUUGGUCAAUCUCAGCAAGGCACCCGCCACUUUCGGCGUCAUCGCCGACUCUCUUCUUGCCUUGCUGCAGUCCUUCGCCCGACCCUUCGCCUCGGCAGCUCUUGCCUCGCACCCUCCUCAUGUCUUGCAGUCGGAGCUAUACAUUGUCGCCUUGCUCGCCGACUGCUUCUCUUCCAGUUGCUCUCGUCUGACCGCGAGGGGCGAUGCGGCUGCCUGCCACAAUCCGCCACCCCCGUUGGCCGACGAUGUCGUCUCUCGCCUCUUCGACUUGCUGAAGCAGCUUCUCGACCCCAUCCCCGACCAGUACGUGCUUCCCGCACAGCUUCUCGUCGAACAGAUAGCCCGCCGAAACCUUUCUCUGCCCCUUUCCGAUGCCUCUCGGCGACAGCAGCAACGAGUCGACGGCCCAGCUUCCGCCGAGGUCGCCGCUUCUCUCGUGCCCGGUCUGGCGGAGCUGGAUGCCCACAUCCAGACGAUUGUCGAAUCUGCCACCGCCUCCAACUGGUCGGCUUCGUUUGCCUACGUCAAAAACGUCAUCUACGGCAUCCGCAACACCUCGUUCCCCGAUGCGACCUCGGACCCUUCGCCGUCCUCCUCCAUGGCUGUCGAGAGGUCCGCUCUUGUCACCUUGCGCCUCCUGUCCUUUUUCUGCGUCGACGAUUCGAAGCUCGGCCUCAUCAUCCAGGAGAUCUGCCCCAGCUACCUUCAUUUUUGCAAGCCAUGCCAGAAUACCAUCGCCGUCGUUCUCCCCCUGCUCAUCACGAGCUGGAUUGAUCGUUGUCCCCAUCAGUUCGUCCGCCUCCACACGCUCCACAAGAAGCUCGACGGUGCCGUCGACACCUUGUUCGACAUGACCCAGACGGGAGUCGACGUCGGGAAAAGAAAGACCGUCCUGUACCCGUUGCAGCUGACCCUGGUCCUCCUCCUUCCCGACGUCUUCCAGGUGGCCGGUAACAUGAAGGAGGCCAGGAGCAACAGCGUCGUGAAAAAAGUCGCCUUUCUGGACGCCCUGCGGAAGGCGCUCUGGAAUGGCAAUGAGCAGGCUGGGUACUGCCUCGUCACCCUUCUCCGCGCCGCUCGUCACUUCACCGUCGAGACCGACUCGGCCCUCGUAAGCUAUGCCCUAGAUGUCCAGGAUGAGGUGAAAAACGCCAUCUUCUCCAUGUCGCCACCAUCCUCGCCCUCCGUACGUCGAUCGUUUGAUCAAGAGAUGAUCACGGGAGCCUUUGUCAGCCUCGUCAAUUUGAACCUGAACGGGUGUGUCGAUACCCUCAUAGACACUUGCAUCGCCCCAUCGGCACCCAACAGGUUCAAAAUAGCCCUCGUCCAGGCUUGUUCAUACUUUGCGACGCGCUCUCAGGACCCAUGUCGCACGGCGUUGCUCGACGUUGCCGUUCCCUUUAUGCGCGCCCACUUGCAGCAUUGUGACCGCUUCAUCGUUUCACCCAAGGAUGAGCCGCAAAAAGACGGCGUUGGGGAGUUCAUGUACGCCGUCAUGCGAUUCUUAGAAGCCUUCCCGAAUCCCCUCUUGGAGGAGAUGACCGACGGUGAUUCAGAAUCGGACUUUGUCAAACCGUUGCUUUUCUGUGCCUUCUCGCCCGACUCAUCAAUCCGCCGCUUGGCCACCGACGUAGCCAGGAGGAUCCUGGUGGAGGCCCAAGAUUGCUAUCCAGCCCUUGAUGCUGAACGCCAACUUGUGGCCCGCCCAUCGCAGGGCCUGAUAGAUGUACUCAACGACGUGCCCGAGACGAUGGCGUCGUCGUCCAAGCUCGAAACGACUCUCUUGGUGUCGCUAUGCACCGCAGAAAUCGACACGUGCCAAAUAGUGACGUCUUGCAUCCGAUACGUUCUCGAGGAGCAAACUCUCAGGAUGAGCAGCACCUCGAGCAAAACAAUUUCUUCUGUGCUGCGCAACCGCAACGUCUAUCAAGAGCUUACUUCCCCAGCCUUCCGGUUCACCGGAACCGUUGCGUUCCAGAAAAGAAUGCGCAGCCUUCUGCGGCAAAUGGAAUAUCCAACAGCGGGCGUCCUCGCCGCUUGGGAAACUGCGUUUGAACGGUGGCUUCCUCUGGCCAAGCAGGUAUCGACUCCGGCCACGGACCCCGUUGAUGACACCGUUCUGUCUGAAUGGAGAAAUUACUCGGGCUUUUUGGCCUCUCUAGGGGGGGUUUGUGCUUCGGACCAAAGAGCUGUGCUCGGGGAACCGCUUCCUGGCGACUUCUCGUCGUCCAUCGAUCGAGGGUGUUCGGUGAAAUCAUGGGAAUCAUCCUUGGCUCAUUAUCUCAAGCUCAGCAUCCAACUCCUUGCCAGCUCAAAGGUCAAGGUCCGCGAGGCUAUGCGAGAGGUCUUGUCCACCGAGGUCUCAUCAGUAUUAUACUCUUCACUCUUCAGGGCUCUAGAGUCGGAGCUGAACCUGCUCUUCACGGCGGCACUUGGUCCAUCUGACAAACGGCAGGAUGGGGAUAUAACUUUUGCGGAGCAGACUGCUUACUUGCUCAAGGCCAUGGUUGAGAGGCUCGAGAGUCCAACUGAUCUUGGUGCCGCUUCGUCCGUGCAUCUCGGCGCCCUUGCUCUGAAUUUCGCCAAAUUCAUCGAUGGAGUCUCUGACGGAAGUGCACCGAGGGUGAAGAUUAGAGUUUGCAAUCUUUGCGAAGCGGUUACCAAACGAAAGGAGCAUCUGAACCUCAGAGAUGAUGUUCGCAUUCGAAACCAACUCCUCGAGUGCAUAGUUGGUUGGAUAGCUCGUCCUCAAUCCACAAAGCAGGAGCAGCUUCCUGGUGCGGCCGUUCGUCAGGAUGAUGGUCGCCGCAUCCAAAAGGACCUUGAUAAAGCUUGUCUGAAAUCGCUUGCCCAUCUCACCUUUCGCCUCCCGCUACAACCAGCCGAUAGCCAAACGGAUGCUGGUACGAGCGAGUUGAAAUCCGAAAUGUUCCACUCCUACUUCAAUCGUUUCUUAUCCCUCCUGAACCACGACGACAAAGAGUCUGGUGGAGCAGAGUUCCAACAAGGCUUGGCAUUGGCAGUGCGCGAGGAUGUGGUUUCAAAUUCAGAUCUCGUCAUCACGAUCCUGUCCAACCUUCUCAGCGCAAAUAUCGAUGUUGGCUUGAAACAUUCCCUCAAUAUCGGGUAUCAUGAAAAUAUUGAGAUCCGCACUGCCUUUGUCAAGGUCCUGUACAAUAUCCUGAUCCAGGGAACCGAGUUUAGCAGAUUGACCGACGCGGGUGUUAGUGAAAAGUACGAAGAACUGCUAAAGCUUCUAACAACGGACCUUUCUCUCCCAGUCUCAAUGAGCUUCAUAUGUCCGGCGUCGGAAGUUGAUCAGCUGUCGUUGUGCUUGCUGACAAUCUUCGAGCAACGGGGACUUAUAUAUGAUCUUCUUGAAGCGCUCGUGCAGCAUGAAAUACACUACUCAGAGAAUGAGUCCGAAAUACUGCGUAGAUCUUCCGUCACGACAAAGAUACUUUCCAUCUAUGCUAAAUGGAAAGGCGUGUCGUACUUGAAAGCGACGCUGCAGAAUGUGGUCGAGAGGCUCAUGAUCACGUCCCAGGACCUGGAUCUUGAACUUGACCCCGCGAGGGUUGGUUCUCCCGACGAGCUACAGCAGAAUGCCAUACAGCUCCAGAUCGUGGCCAAGGUUUUCAUGGAUGACAUCUGCGCCUCAUCAUCGCUUGUGCCAGCCUCGUUCCGAAAGAUAUGUUGCAUAAUUUCCGAAGCCGUCUCAUCUCGCUUUCCCAACUCAAAGUAUACGGCCGUUGGCGCCUUCAUGUUUCUGCGCUUCAUCUGCCCAGCGAUUGUUGCUCCUGAAUCGGCAGGUCUGAUAAGCACGCCGCCAACGAAGCAAAUGCGCCGUGGACUGCUUCUCAUCGCGAAGAUCAUACAAAACCUGGCAAACAAUGCCCUUUUCGGCAGCAAAGAGCCGUACAUGUUCCCCCUGAAUGCAUUCCUCGUGCAAAAUAUCCACUUGGUGACGGGAUUUUUGCGCGAGAUCUCGGUACCCCCCGAACAUAUGGAGGUCGAGACAAAUCUAGGCCUUUUAGAUUUCGGAUCCUGCGUCGUUUUACACAGAUUUUUGUAUGACCACUGGGAUCAUCUUCGGCAAACACUUGUCACCACGGGAGGGAAAGGGUUCGUGAGAGGUCCUGAGCAACCUGCUCGAGGAGCACCAGCCAUGCUAGAACCACUUCGGAACCUCGUCACGAAUCUCGGGCCACUCCCAUUGGCAAUAUCGUGGAAUCGACCCCAUAUCUCGUCGAAUAUACCGCCGAUCUAUUCGCGAUUUCAGAACUUCAUGCUCCGGAACGCCUUCAAGGGUACAGAAUCAUUUCUGACCUCCCGCGCUGUGUACGACGGAGGGGAGAGCAAGGUAUUUUCAGACUCUUCCUCAUCUAGAUCCGUGGCGUUCAUGUAUCUCAUGCCUUUGCAGGAUGGCCUGUCAAUUGUGUGCGUGAUACUGCGACAUAUAGAAAACGAGAUUGUCGAUUACGACACGCUGCUAUUCUGCUACCUCAAGAUUGCCAGCCGGCUGUGGCAGGAACCGUUUGGCCUCUUUAUUGAUGCGACGUGCUACAACGGGCGAGGAGAACCUCCUGAUGAGUUUUUCGACAUGCUUGACCUUCUGGCCCCCUCGGAACUGUCUCUCAACUUGUCGAGGAUCUACGUCUACAACAUGAACAGCGCAUUCAAGAGAUGCUUUCGUCGGUUAUUGCGGGUGUGCACCAAGAACGAGAACAGCGUCUUCCAUCCCAAGAAUGUUGACUAUCAUCUGAUUGGAACCCUCCAGGGGCUGCAAACGCAUUUUCAUCUGAGCCAGUUGCACCUACCGCAGGAAACAAUAAGUGUCGUUACGGACACUCGCUACAUGUUCCAGCGCGUAACCCGGCUUUCCAAGUCCAAGGGCAAGGUAGAGGUUGUCAUCAAGAUUGGAAGCGAGUUUGUCCAAGUGACAACGGCAAAGAAGCAUGAGCUUUUGUCGGGAUUCCGGCUCAACAGCACGGUGAACGACAUUUUCCGCCUCGCCGACAUUGACGAAGCUACGACACCUGUGCAGGCGAAUGACGAUUCUGCCUUUGGACUCAGGGUGGAUGGUGGGAGGGUGGUUAUGUUUUUCACGAGCCCCGAGAAAGCAGACCUCCUUCAGACCAUCCACACGGCCAAGGGCAAGUAUGGAAAGGACACCAGGUUACACAAGCCACCCGAACGGCUGGUCAGGCCGCAGGACGUUCCCGGAACGAUGCUCAACCUCGCCUUGACGAAUCUUGCCAGCCAUAAUCCUCUCCUGAGGCUUGCCUCAUACAAUCUACUGGGCGCUCUUUGUCGGGCGUUCGACUAUGGCUCCGCGAACAGACUAAUCUACACCAAAGAUCUUUCCGUGCCGAUGGAUCCUACCCGGUUCAUCGCCCACAUUAGCAAGGAGUUGGCUCAUACGGAGCCGCAGCUAACGUUGGAUUUCCUGACCGAGUUCUUCGUCGGCUGGGAGAGCUUCCUAGACGAGCAAAAAUCUUUUAGUCUCGAAUACAUGGCCCCUUGGAUAUCGAAUCUUCGCACCAGCGUCUUGGCCGGCGAAACGGAUGGGGAAAAGGGUCGGGAAAAGGUGGCCAACCUGUUCCGCAAGCUCAUUGACCUCGCCGUUCAGGACCAAAGCUUGAUGAGUGCACUUCAGCACCACGUCUGGCCACCAAUAGGCCGAGACGAAGCACUGCUGGAAAUCUUUGUCGACGAGCUGACAAAGACGUCGCUGAGCUACGACGCCCGGGCCGAGACGGCGGAUGUGGUGACGUCCAUCAUGGCCAGCCUCGGCACCAUGACGGUCAGAGGAAAGGUAUUGUCACGACUUCGCAAAGCCAUCAACCGCUCAUCCGUACGACCAACGCGGGUACUGGCGGAAAACAUGAUCUGGUCGGAAAUUUGCAUCUUGCUUCGGUUUUGCCUGGCACUGUCGUUUGACAGCGGUGUGCAGACGCAGAUGUUUCUACCGGAGGUGUUCCACGUGGUCACAAUGCUCGCCAACACGGGGGAGCAGGAAGUUCGCACGCUCGUGUACAGGUUGCUCGUCAACACGGUGCAUGCCGCCUGCUCCUCGUUCAUCCUGGACGAUGCCCAGUUCCUGAAGCUCCGAGGAAGCCUCGAGUCUCUCUGCGAGCCGCGCGCCGACAUAUUUUCGAUGCCAUUCGCAUCCUCGCGAGACGCUGCCGCGGCGUCGACGACAUCGCAAGAUUCGGCGCUGAACCUCGCGGCGACGGAGAACCUCGCGGCCCUGCUGUUCGAGCUGUGCUCCAUCGCGGCGCCCGCCAUGGACGUGGCCAACGCAUGGCGCUCACGCUGGAUGAGCUUGGUCGCCAGCACCGCGUUCCAGAACAACCCGGCGAUUCAGCCGCGAGCGUUCGCGGUGAUGGGGUACCUCGCGAGGGACGAGGUCGACGACGACCUCCUCUACCAAGUGCUGGUUGCGCUGCGGAAGAGCGUCAACCAGUUCAGGGAGGACGGCAACAGCGAAAUGCUCAUCUCCAUCAUCACCUGCCUCUCGAAGAUGAUGAGCAAGCUGCCGUCGGCCUCUCGAUACGGACUGCAGCUAUUCUGGCUCGCAAUGUCCCUCGUGCGGCUCAUGCCGGCGGGGCUUUUCAACUGCACCGCUCGGUUCCUGGAGGCGACGCUGCUCAACAUUGGCACGAUCGGCAACGUUCGAGGCGAGCGGAUGGUUCCGCUGCUGCUGCAGAGCCGAGCGCAGCUCGAGGAGGUGGCCCUGCCGCUGGACGAGGCGUACGGGAUCCGCUUCGAUGGCGAGACCUUCCACUACGCCGUCUGCGCGUGCCUCGUCGGCGGCCUCGCGGACACGACGACGAGGCUCACGGCGAUCCGCGUGCUCUCCAGCUUUCUGGACAUGACAACUUGGACCGGAGAGGAGUGCUCGGACGGGCAGCCGGGCCAUUCGGUGCACGGCUCUCCCUACCUCGCGUUGAUGCUGGCGAGGUGCAUGGGGCACGAGGAUUUCGUCGAGAACCUGUGGUGGGCGGGCAUCAAGACGACGGAGAUGGGCGACGUCGUCUGCCGUCGAGGGAACAGCAGCAUCAGCAGCUUGAGAAGCCGCGACGCCAUCCUCAUGACGGCGCUCGAGCUGGUGGACUUUCACGGCCUCGAGGACGCGGCGCAGGCACGCAGCCUCCACUGGCUCUUCAAGCUCGCGUCGGAGCGGCGGGACAUUUUCGUGAGGCUCUGCGGGGCGAUGCCGUCGAUUCUAAACGGCGUGCUGCUCCACGGCCAGGAACCGGCGACGUUGGAGGCGGCCCACCUGCUGCUGCGGACGCUCACCUCGGACGGCAACUACUCGUCGGCGAUGGGUUCCACGAAGGCCUUUGUCAACGUCCUCGACGGUCUCGGCUUCCGCGGCCUGUGGAGAGACUCGUCGGCGGCGUCGACGGAGGGCGUGAAGCAGGAGUGCUUUGAGAUGACGGAAAAGCUCAUCGAGAUGCGGAUCAACAGCAGCGCAAACAACAAUGGCCACGAAGACUUGCCGGCCGGGAGACGUUCCGACAAGCAGUUGUCGGCCGCCCAUGCCUACGAUUUUGUGGACGCCUGCGACGAUGAGCUGAUGUGA
This is a messenger RNA of Drechmeria coniospora, 7716 nucleotides long. RefSeq lists its product as uncharacterized. The coding region runs from base 1 to 7716 and encodes 2571 amino acids. The record is from RefSeq and is a predicted model, not a curated record. NCBI's taxonomy places the organism in Eukaryota, Fungi, Ascomycota, Sordariomycetes, Hypocreales, Ophiocordycipitaceae. Gene Ontology annotation, biological process: regulation of GTPase activity. The transcript is spliced from 12 exons.